AUGAAGCUACCAAGUUGGCUCUAUGCGGAUCAUUUAGCUGAAAAUCUUUCUGGACGUGAAGCAUUUUUAACAAAUGAAGAUUUGAAACCAGUUGAAUAUGAACGGCGUCUUUGGGGACCCGGGAAUUUUGUGGCAUUUUGGCUUGCUGACUCAAUUAAUAUUAAUACAUGGAUGAUUAUUUCAAGUAUGGUAGUUGGAGGAUUGGCCUGGUGGGAAGCAUGGCUUUGUGUUUGGAUUGGUUAUACAAUUGUGGCCAUUUUCAUCUGUCUAUCUGGUCGAGUCGGUGCGACAUAUCAUAUUUCAUUCCCAGUCGUGAGUCGGUCAUCGUUUGGCGUGUUUGGUUCACUCUGGCCUAUUCUCAAUCGAGGCUUUAUGGCGUGUGUCUGGUACGGUGUCCAAGCAUGGCUAGGUGGGCAAUGCAUUGUACUCAUCUUUCGGUCUAUUUGUCUUUCGUACGAAACACUACCGAACACUUUACCAGCGUCAUCUGGUACGAACACACGGGAUUUCGUUGGUUUUAUUAUUUUUUGGGCGCUUUCAUUGAUCGCGAUUUGGUUUCCUGUACAAAAAAUACGGAUUCUAUUCACUGUUAAAUCAAUUGUCGUGCCUGUUGCAGCCAUAGCGUUUUUCAUCUGGACUCUAGUGAAAGCAAAAGGUCUUGGUCCUGUUGUUCAUCAACCAGGUACACUCACAGGUAAACAUGCACGGACACGAUAUGAUAUUGGAGUAGAGAUUCGCUGA
Rotaria sp. Silwood1 is the source of this 741-nucleotide messenger RNA. Lineage: Eukaryota; Metazoa; Rotifera; Eurotatoria; Philodinida; Philodinidae. The record is from the annotation of a GenBank genome assembly.